Molecule: messenger RNA, 1397 nt
Organism: Abrus precatorius (Indian licorice)
Lineage: Eukaryota; Viridiplantae; Streptophyta; Magnoliopsida; Fabales; Fabaceae
Product: GDSL esterase/lipase At3g26430-like
Exons: 5
Coding region: 56-1270 (404 amino acids)
Molecular function (GO): hydrolase activity, acting on ester bonds
Source: RefSeq, a predicted model, not a curated record
GUUAGCAGUCAAGACAACGCUCUCUUUCCAUAUGUUAUAUAUUAUAUUUGAUUAGAUGUUAUGGGGUAUCCAAAAAACGAGAGGAAUGGAGGCUGUUGCAGAGAAACGAACAGAAACAAUGUCAUGGAUCGUAGUUUUAACUUUAAUAGUUGUUGCUGAAGCGUCGAGUGUAAGCGAAAGGGAGUGUAGUUUUCCGGCCAUAUUCAACUUCGGAGAUUCCAAUUCUGACACAGGUGCUAUCGCUGCAGCAUUCGGACAUGCUCCUUUCCCCAACGGAAUCACUUUCUUCCACGCCUCUGCCGGACGCUUCUCCGACGGCCGUCUCAUCAUCGAUUUUUUAGCGAAAAGCUUGGGUUUGCCUUACCUGAGUGCUUACUUGGACUCAGUGGGCUCAAACUUCAGUCACGGAGUCAAUUUCGCAACGGCGGGGUCCACCGUCAGACCUCAGAACAACACCAUCUUUCAGAGCGGAUACAGUCCCAUAUCCCUAGACGUUCAGUUUGUGCAGUUCUCUGAUUUCAAAACAAGAUCCAAUCUCAUUCGCAAACAAGGAGGGGUGUUCAAGAAUUUGUUGCCCAAGAAGGAGUACUUUUCUGAGGCUCUAUACACCUUUGAUAUUGGCCAAAAUGAUCUCACUGCGGGCUUCAAACAAAACUUGACCUCAGAACAAGUCAAGGCAUAUAUACCUGAUGUCUUGCGCCAGUUCUCCAAUGGCAUAAAGGGUGUGUAUGGGGAAGGUGGAAGGUCGUUUUGGAUACACAACACAGGCCCAUUAGGAUGCCUGCCGUACAUGCUGGAUCGGUAUCCCACGAGCCCAGCCCAAAUAGAUAAAUUUGGGUGUGCUAAACCAUUCAACCAGGUGGCCCAAUAUUUCAACCGCAAAUUGAAAGAAGCUGUUGCUCAACUUAGGAAAAGGUUACCUGAGGCUGCAAUCACCUAUGUUGACGUGUACACAUUGAAGUACAAACUCAUCAGCCAUGCCCAAAGAUACGGUUUCGAGCAGGGAGUGAUAGCAUGCUGUGGACACGGUGGAAAGUACAACUUCAAUAAUAAAGCUAGAUGUGGAGCAACGAAGAGGUUGAAUGGGACAGUGGUUGGGGUAGCCAAAUCAUGCAAAGAUCCAAAGGUAAGGAUUGUUUGGGACGGAAUCCAUUACACCGAAGCUGCUAAUCGCUGGAUCUUCCAACAAAUAGCUAAUGGCUCCUAUUUAGAUCCACCUACCUCUCUAAAAAUGUCUUGUUAUAGUAAUGCAUCCAUCCAUAGUCAUUAAUCCACCCCAGUCAGGAGAUUUAAAUUAAUCCAUGUUUUUGUAACAGUGAAUUUUGAUAUACUAGCUGGUUUUAUAAAAUGUUUAAUGAAUUAUUUUGACAAAUUUUAUUUAUGUGAAAAUUUAAAUU